AUUGAAUUCUAUGGAAUUGAAAGUUGAAUAGGUUCACUUAGAAUGAAAAAAAAAAAGGACAGAUAAAUUAUUCAGCUCAAGAGGGUAAAAGAUAUUUGAGACUACAAAUUUGAGCCAUGGGCUUGCCACAAGUUUCCUCUGCUGAUGAUACUAAUGAAGAUCCUGCAGCACUGUUGGGUUCAUUUUUCCAAAGCCCACCACGAUUUGCUGGUGUGAGCACCUGUGAUUUGGAUGGAUUGCAUGGAGGAAAUAUAAGCCAAACAGUAGGGGAUACUCUGAGUUCUUCUUUGGGAGAUUUUCAGAGCAAAACUGCUUUGGAGCGUUCAAAAUUUCCAGAGAAUUCCUUGAGAUUUGGAGGGGAAAUUGAUGCUACUUCCCAUGUUAAUGGAAUGAUAACUGGUUCUGCAGAUAAAAUUGGACGAAUAACUCCUAAAAGUGGAAGGAAUAUCCAAGACCCUGCUUCUAGGAUCAUUGGUUUUGAAUCACGGGGAGCAAGUUCUUUAAAUAAUGGAUUUGAGGGAUUUUCUGCUGAUCAUCCAAAUUCUUCCUCUGUGACUAGCCUCACAGUGAAUGAAGGUGAGCUGGCUGGGCCACUUGUUAGGAAAAGGUUAUUGUCACCUCUAAACAGCAUGCUUUCUGCAGAACAAUUUGAUGGGGAUAAUCUAGAUAUUGGCUGCCAUGCUUCUCAGGAAUCACAUGAAGGACGAUACCAAAAUAGGGCAAUAUCCUUAUCCUCCGGAAAGACCAUUUCACCUCUAUCAUUGUCUCCUCUAGGUCCUAAAUUCUCUGAAAGAAUAAAAACUCCAGAAGGAUGCAAGAAUGUUAAGAACCGCAAAGAGGAUUGCUGUUCAAAUUUGGAGAAUAUAGAACAGUCACUUGACAAACAUAACCCAGACAUUGUCUUUGCUCCAGAAGAAGCUGAUUUCAGAAUAACAAGCAGAUCAUUUGAAGAUAUUGAUCUCUUCCACAAAGAGUUUUGUCUGUCUUCCCUUGAAGGUGCUACUGACAGCUGCUCUUUGUUUCGCGAGCUGGCUCCUUCCCAGAGUGCAAGGUUCAUUAGAAGCUUGAGUAGCCUUCCUGUUCGUAGGUCCUUGGUUGGUUCAUUUGAGGAAUCGUUACUGUCUGGACGGUUCAUUUCUGGAAAAUUCACCCAGAGAAUAGAUGGUUUCCUAGCUGUGUUAAGCAUUACAGGAGGGAACUUUUCACCGCAAUCACAGAAGCUUCCUUUUUCAGUGACCAGUGUUGAUGGAGAUUGUCAUUUGCUAUAUUAUGCAUCCAUAGAUCUUUUUGGAAAUUCAUCAAACAAGCAUAGAGGCCAAAAAUUGAAAAGAGGCCUGAGUAAUGAUGAUUCACAAGCUGUCAGGAGCCGCUUUCGUAUUCCUAUGAAAGGGCGUGUUCAGCUGGUCCUCAGCAAUCCAGAGAAGACCCCUCUCCACACCUUUCUUUGCAACUAUGAUUUGAGUGACAUGCCUGCUGGUACCAAAACAUUUUUGCGACAGAAGGUAACUUUAGCCUCUUCUGGAACAACUUCGUCAGAGUUGAACCAUGGGCAUGUAGGUUUGGACACGAAAAUGAAAGACGAGGUGACCUCUGUGUCACAGAACAACCAUCCUGUAAAUACAGUUGCUUCUAUCAGCCAAAAUAUUGAAGUCAAGAGGAUUGAAUGCUAUGAUGUAGAUUCAAUCGACACACAGAAUUGUCCCAAACAAUCGUGUUGUGAGGGAAAGGCAAGUGUUGAUUCUUUUACACUUGACAAUGAUGGCAGUAAUGGCAAUUGCCAGGGAACUAGUAAGGAGUGCACUGGGGUGGAUACAUGCAUUGGAAUUGACAGAAGAUCAACUCAUGGUUGUUCAAAGAUCAAUGAUAAUGCCCAUGGUGGUGCUCUGCGUUAUGCACUCCACCUACGUUUUCUUUGCCCUUCACCAAAAAUGUCUUCUAGAUCAGUUCAGAGAUGUAAAUCUGAUCCUGCAUCUGUUCCAUGGAAGACACAUUUAGAUGCGGAAGGAGAACGCAGGUUCUAUUUAUACAAUGACCUGAGAGUUGUGUUCCCUCAACGACAUUCAGAUGCUGAUGAGGGCAAGUUGAAUGUGGAAUAUUAUUUCCCAGAAGAUCCAAGAUAUUUCGAUAUCAGCAACUGAAUUGUCUAAUUAACCUCAAUAGAUUGCUGACACUGUACAUGCUCACAACAUGUUUCUUUUAGUCGUCUCAUCUUAAAAUAGCUCUAACCCCUCAACUUGUAAAUACAUCCAUUCAAUUAUAUUUGAUGGGUUGAAGCUCUACUUGCUCUCUUGAUUACCUCUUAUAUUUCUUUGGAAUGAUACCCAACUCUGAUCAUCAUUAGCAUCUUUGCAAGAUCCAA
Hevea brasiliensis (rubber tree) is the source of this 2359-nucleotide messenger RNA. RefSeq lists its product as uncharacterized. The coding region runs from base 117 to 2138 and encodes 673 amino acids. The transcript is spliced from 6 exons. The record is from RefSeq and is a predicted model, not a curated record. NCBI's taxonomy places the organism in Eukaryota, Viridiplantae, Streptophyta, Magnoliopsida, Malpighiales, Euphorbiaceae.